This is a messenger RNA of Jatropha curcas, 2054 nucleotides long. RefSeq names its product O-fucosyltransferase family protein. Gene Ontology annotation, cellular component: trans-Golgi network; cytoplasm; endosome. The record is from RefSeq and is a predicted model, not a curated record. Lineage: Eukaryota; Viridiplantae; Streptophyta; Magnoliopsida; Malpighiales; Euphorbiaceae.
AUUCUCGAAUUUACUGAGAAGCUAGCACUAAUAAAACUCAGUACUGCGACUGUUUAGUGUUUCUUUGACAUUCUGACAUUUUGAUUACGAUACAGAAAUAAAUAAAAAAACAUUUCCGCGGUGAAAUUCAUCAGCCAAUAAUAAUAUUAUAGAUCUCCAAUUUCUACUUUGCUCCAGAAAAUGAGAAGGUACGAAACAUUUUCCCGGAAAAUCUCUCUUUCCGAUGGAAACAAACGGAGGCCAGGGCACCACAGGCUGCAUCCGAAGCAAGGAGUAGGAGGCGUGAAGGGAAUGCUCGCGAAGCUAUCGCUUGUUGUCAUUGUUCUCUUGAUCUGUACGCUGUCCAUGCUGUUCUCGUCUACGAUUAAUGGAAGCAGCGGAUCUACUGGUCCAUCGGAGAUUAAUGUUGAAGAACUUUGGGAAAAUGCUAAUUCAGGUGGCUGGAGGCCAUCAUCAGCACCAAGAUCUGAUUGGCCUCCUCCUCCGAAAGAGACCAAUGGGUAUCUGCGUGUUCGCUGUAAUGGUGGUUUGAAUCAGCAACGAAGUGCGAUUUGUAACGCUGUCCUUGCUGCUAGAAUCAUGAAUGCAACACUUGUGUUGCCGGAGUUGGAUGCUAACUCUUUCUGGCAUGAUGACAGUGGCUUCCAUGGCAUUUAUGAUGUUGAGCAUUUUAUCCAAUCACUGAGGUAUGAUGUACGUAUUGUGGAAAGUAUACCUGAAAUUCGUAAAAAUGGGAAAACCAAGAAGCUAAAGGCUUUUCAGCUGCGGCCUCCCAGAGAUGCUCCUAUCAGUUGGUAUACAACUGUUGCUUUGGAGAAGAUGAAGCAACAUGGAGCCAUUUACCUAACUCCCUUUUCACAUCGCUUAGCUGAAGAAAUUGACAAUGGCGAGUACCAGCGACUGAGGUGCAGGGUUAACUACCAUGCCCUCAGAUUUAAGCCAAAUAUCAUGAAGCUAAGUGAAUCUAUAGUUGAUAAAUUGCGUGCACAAGGUCACUUCAUGGCAAUACAUCUUCGUUUCGAGAUGGAUAUGCUUGCAUUUGCUGGGUGCUAUGACAUAUUUAAUCCUGCAGAGCAAAAAAUAUUGAAGAAGUAUCGCAAGGAGAAUUUUGCUGAGAAAAGACUUGUUUAUAGUGAAAGGAGGGCCAUUGGAAAAUGCCCUUUAACUCCAGAAGAGGUUGGACUUAUCUUACGUGCAAUGGGGUUUGACAAUUCCACCCGGAUAUAUCUAGCAGCUGGUGAACUGUUUGGUGGGGAGCGAUUUAUGAAACCAUUUAGAGCCCUAUUCCCUCGCCUUGAGAAUCAUAGUUCCGUUGAAGCCAUGGAAGAGCUAGCCACAAACACCCGUGGAUUGUUAGGAUCUGCUGUGGAUUACAUGGUUUGUCUCCUUGCUGACAUUUUUAUGCCUACAUAUGAUGGACCAAGCAAUUUUGCGAACAAUCUCCUGGGUCACCGCCUCUAUUAUGGCUUCCGUACUAUAAUUAGACCUGACAGGAAAGCUCUUGCCCCAAUUUUUAUUGAUCGAGAGAAUGGACGGACAAACAGUUUUGAAGAAGCUGUUAGGCGUAUUAUGCUCAAAACAAGCUUCGGUGGUCCUCACAAACGAGUUACACCUGAAUCAUUUUAUACAAAUUCUUGGCCUGAAUGUUUCUGUCAAACAGAAGCAAAAAAUCCUGCUCAUAAAUGCCCGCCAGAGAACAUUUUGCAAAUUUUAGAUAGCCAGUUAGAAAGUGAAGUGACCAGUGAUUCAGAAUCCUUUGACAAAUCGAAUUCAACAGUGUCUUUGGCAAAAAGAUAAAUAUGUGCUUUUAGUAGUUUGUUGUUGUCUCCCCAGUAAAAACACUAUACGCCAAAUUGGAGGAAGGGAUCUUUGCAACCAUAUUCAGUAUCUCAGGUUCAAGCUACUGGGUUUUGGGAUGCGCUAUUUCACCAGAGGGUAUUGUUUUCUGCCAAAGCACUAGUCAGAGCACAACGCUGAAGAGAGAUUUUUUUUUUUUUUUUUUUUCAGAGAUUUUUUUUUUUUUUUUUUCGCCUGGUAUUAAAUUUGUCCAUCGU